AUGUAUGAAGCCCAGGACCAGAUUAUACCCUCCGAAAGUUAUGGAGCUGGCUUGCCAGAAAGCUACGGCGGCAUCGGCCUCGUGGACGUGGCUCGCAAUCUCAAGCUGGCUCGUCGCUUUGGUGAGGUGAUCCUCCCGCCCUGCAUACUGCUGUUCAGGAACCGUCAGAUGUACAUGUUUGACCAGUCUUUUGACCAGGAGGACAUAGUUCAACGGAUUCGUGACUUUGUGACCAGUGGUUAUGCACUGGCGGAACCCCUCGACGUCCCCGAGCAUCGCGAGCGCCAACUUAACCUGGAGGCUUUCGAGGCGGGCCAGCAGGUGGACUACAAGACGGUGGGCUUUGCAGUGCUCAUGAUCGUGGGGGGUUUGAUGUUCCAAACUUGGGCCAUCAUGAAUAAGGACAAGUUCCGGCCAGAGCCGGGGACGCCGGAGGCUGCUGCUGCGGCUGCUGCCGCCACUAAAGCGGCGUCGGCGCCAUCGGCCUCGGGGUCUGAAAAGGAGAAGGCGCCGGCCGCCGGGGCAGCCGUGGCCGCCGCCGCUGCCCCUGCUGCCGGUGCCGGGUCCCCCUCUUCGGCCUCCAAGGGCGGGUCGGCCAAGGGCAGGGUUAAAAGAACCAAGGCGUCAUAA
Molecule: messenger RNA, 630 nt
Organism: Volvox carteri f. nagariensis
Lineage: Eukaryota; Viridiplantae; Chlorophyta; Chlorophyceae; Chlamydomonadales; Volvocaceae
Exons: 6
Coding region: 1-630 (209 amino acids)
Source: RefSeq, a predicted model, not a curated record